Paramacrobiotus metropolitanus is the source of this 1428-nucleotide messenger RNA. RefSeq lists its product as uncharacterized. The record is from RefSeq and is a predicted model, not a curated record. The transcript is spliced from 5 exons. The coding region runs from base 204 to 1127 and encodes 307 amino acids. Lineage: Eukaryota; Metazoa; Tardigrada; Eutardigrada; Parachela; Macrobiotidae.
CUGAACUCGGAAGCGUUGUUGCUUAUUUCAGUAGCUCUUCAGUAACUCCUAGACCUGUUCUUGCUUUUCCCUGGCCUUUUUGAACCUUGGUUAUCUGGCCUAUCUUGAAGUUUCUUCCCUUCACUUUCGCAGAACUAACUGGUGGCAUUUCUCAUAUUAUCCUCCGCCAUUCGUGUUUGCUGAUCUCUACAGUUGCUCACAGUAUGUCUGCGUCAGCCCAACGGACUUUGGACGAAACCGUCCGCCAGAUCCUGCAGUGCAUCGACCUGAUGCUGCCGUCUGGACGCGAGGAGGAGGCGCUGCGUUCCAUCGCGCUGCACAUUCUGAGCCGUCUCCAGCUGGGUGUCCAGCUCGAUCCCACGCAGCUGAGGGGCCCCGCAGCAAAUUCUCCAUCGCCUAGCAGUGAUGUGUCGAAUGAAAACACACCAGAAAACGACGGACCUGCUGACUAUCAACCUGGCACAUCAGCGAACAGUUCACAGGAAUCAGCAAAUUCUUCGUUGAAGAGACCUUCCCGACCGCUGUUGAUCGACGGGAUUCUGUCGAUGCGACGUCCCCGGGCACGUUCGGAAGAAGGCGGCAGCGUUCCAUCCUCACCCAAGCGUAUCAAGCGCACGGCGGCGCAGCGUCAACGCGGCAUCACCUGGGCCCAGCCGGUGGCCAGCCCCCUCCUCCGUGCACCGUUCAUCCGUCGUGUCGCUCCCAACAACAACAGCCGCGAGCCCAUCCCAGUGCGCAAUGCCGAAGGGAAACUGCUGACCUACCGCUGCCCGCGCUGUCCCCAGACCAAACCGGCCAAGGCCAAGAAGGUCAUCGUGGAGCACAUCAGCUGCCACGGGGCACCUGGGAGUUUUGGAUGUCUGCAGUGCGAUUACACCACCAACUCCAAGAUGGUCCACGUCUGGCACUUGAAGAUGCACGCCAAGGCGGAUGCGGAACAGGCUAGCGCGGGCGCUCUGCGUGCGCAGCCGUUGACGGUGCCGAAUCGCGGGAUACUCCGCAAUGCAUCCGCUCCGGCUCAGAAAUCUCCGGGAAAUUCCCUGGAAGGGUCUCCUGCCGAAAAUAUGGAAAGCUCACCGGAUGUUGAAGAUUCCGCGGAUAGUGCUUCGGACUCGGAACUACUGUAAGCAUCGUGAUCUUUUGUACCAUUUGUAAGUUAGAACAUGAGUUUGAUUGAAGUUGUGGGACACGAUCUUCUGUAUAGAUCAGCGAUUCGAUUUCAUAGAACUGUUAGAUUACACGAAAUGGGCUACUUCAUAUUUUUUCUACUGACUUAUUUGAUAUUUACGGAGUAUUAACGCUGAUUUGUUGUUUAUUUAUCAAUGCUGAUUUGUUGUUUAUUUAUCAGUGCUGAUUUGUUGUUUUCUCAGUUUCUACUGAUUAGCUUCCAUUUUUUUACGCUGUUGGAAACUUGGUUUUUAGCCCGGA